This is a messenger RNA of Cantharellus anzutake, 1510 nucleotides long. RefSeq lists its product as uncharacterized. The transcript has 3 exons. The coding region runs from base 392 to 1453 and encodes 353 amino acids. NCBI's taxonomy places the organism in Eukaryota, Fungi, Basidiomycota, Agaricomycetes, Cantharellales, Hydnaceae. The record is from RefSeq and is a predicted model, not a curated record.
GGUCAUUUUCAUGCCUCGUCUUCUGCCUCAAGUGUGGAAAGCACUUCGUGUGACCAGAGUAAAUGAGCAUCUUUUGUCAUGUCCCCCCGCCAUAGAGCGUACAAACCGUGUCCCACAUCCAAAGGAGUUAUCCAGACCUAAUCUAUCGCUCCCAAGGGAGAAAUCCGUGCUGUUGGAGGAUUCAAACCCUAUACUUCACCCUAAUGCGUUCAAGGGAAGCAAACGACCUAUCACCGAGCUACUCCCUCCGUCUGUCUCGCCACCGAAAGGAAAGGAGAGAGAUAUUCCUGCGAAAUCACUUAGUCAUGAUAUCCAAACACGUCAAUACUGGAAACAGCGAAACAACCCGUACCACUAAAAAUGUUCUCGUAAUAUAUGGUUCGCAGUCCGAAUGCUUGCGUCCCCGUUGCGAAGAUGUAACCUCACCACCAAACGUCUUCCUUCUGAUUUCCUGAUUCGGUUGAGCACAUCUUCUCUCAAGUCUGAAAACGGCGUCGAGCGCGUAUAUCUUCUUCCGGAUGGUCUACUGCAUCCCAAGUAUCGUCCCAGAGUUUCUGGUCAUGGGGGCUAUGUCCUUUGCUGGAAGGAUGCUUUGAAGGAGUUGGCACAUACUCGAGCCUAUAAACGCAUCCAUAGUACUGCUAUAGCGCAUUCUUUAUUGUCAGACCAAGUGGGACAUCAAUUACGAACUCGAGCAAUCCAAGAAUUGGAACUGCUCGUGGAGGGGUUCUCAUAUUUUCGCAGAUUUUGCUUUACUUCCUUACAACUCUGGCCCUCUUUAGUCCACCGGCUCACUCGUUCAGAGUGGCUGAAAUUCCGACGCAAAGGUAUAAUUCCCCUGGAUGACCCGAAUAUCGUCGCCAUCAUUGUUCUUCCUAAAGUCCCUAAACCAAACCCCGAUGAUUCCGGUUUGCCUGACAUGCCAGCAAGCUCGGACACUUUGAUUGCUGAUACUGGUGCAAACAUUACUAACCGACCCAUCGCAUCCCUUCAUCCUCUUCUCCCCUCCGGGUCUGGACACCCAGACUCACAAGGCGCGCCUCGCCUCGUCCCAGUGUACAAUGGUGUAUCUCUAUUUCCAUCUCGAGACCAGCGCCUAGCAUUCCGAAUACUGCUGCAGAAACAAUUUUCUACCGAGAACUCUAUCCGGAGAAUCGAACAAAGUUUCCGGACAGAGCCCGUCGAUUCGGUUCAGCCUCCAAGUCAAACCUCGAAAUUUAGCGAUGCGUUUGUCCUUAGGUCGUCUUCCCUGGACUCGCGAGCGGUGCCGGAUAUUACUUCUUUAGCAGUUGCAUGCUGGCGCAUACGGUUGUGGGAAGGGGAAGGGUGGGGGCGCCACGGCGAAGAGGAACCGAUCAGCCACUGGAUCGAAAACGCCGCAUCACGACACCAAUUGCGGUCAGGAUUACGUCGCGUACGCCAUCCUCAAUGGGGGACUCAGAUCAGCAGAUAGCUUAGCUCCUAAUUUGUAGUGCAUGUAGGCAGAAAAUAUUUGAAUGUUGGUGCAGCG